Caenorhabditis angaria is the source of this 557-nucleotide messenger RNA. The record is from the annotation of a GenBank genome assembly. Lineage: Eukaryota; Metazoa; Nematoda; Chromadorea; Rhabditida; Rhabditidae.
AUGCAACUGAAAUUGCUAAUUCCAAUAAUAUCUCUACUAAUUGUCUCAAGUUUGUCCGUAAAUAACACGGAAUUUCGAUUGAGAAAAGGAAACGAGACGAAUGAAGGGGUUUUUGGUGGGUUUUGAUUUUUUUUUUCUGUGAAACGUUUUUGAGUUUUUUCAGUUUUGCCAACGAGUUCUAGCGAUGAAGCAGAUGAAUCACUUCUGCCCCACCGAACUGAAAAUGAACUUCGAAUUAUUAAAGCUACAGAAGGUCUUCGCAAUUUUCUGGGUAGAAAUCCAAUUCUAACUGUGAUAUUUCUUGGAUUUUUGACUGGAGUCCUCAUGGUCAUCGCGGUUUUUUUGUUACGGGCGUGGUGUUCUAAAAGAAGGUGCGUUUUGGGCUCGAAAUACUCCAACACUUAUACAAAAAUUGCAGAUUCCGCGCCAAAAUGCUCAUCGCCGAUGAUCUUUACGACACCACAAUUUGCUCGCAAAAAUAUGCUGAAAAAACAGUUCUUCCAAACAACCACGAAGUCACCAUGCAAUUGAUCUCCGCCGAAUCUUCGAUGGCCUAA